AUUAAAACCAUGGCUGUGUGGAUACAAGCCCAGCAACUCCAAGGCGAUGCUCUUCAUCAAAUGCAAGCAUUGUAUGGUCAGCAUUUCCCCAUUGAGGUGCGACAUUAUUUAUCCCAGUGGAUCGAAAGCCAAGCUUGGGACUCAAUAGAUCUUGAUAAUCCACAGGAGAACAUUAAGGCCACCCAGCUCCUGGAGGGCCUGGUGCAGGAGCUGCAGAAGAAGGCGGAGCACCAAGUCGGGGAAGAUGGGUUCUUACUGAAGAUCAAGCUGGGGCACUAUGCCACGCAGCUCCAGAACACGUACGACCGCUGUCCCAUGGAGCUGGUCCGCUGCAUCCGACAUAUUCUGUACAAUGAACAGAGGCUGGUGCGAGAAGCCAACAAUGGUACUUCUCCAGUUGGAAGUCUUGCUGACACCAUGUCCCAGAAGCACCUCCAGAUCAACCAGACGUUUGAGGAGCUGCGACUGGUCACACAGGACACAGAGAAUGAGCUGAAGAAGCUUCAGCAGACUCAAGAGUAUUUCAUCAUCCAAUAUCAGGAGAGCCUGAGGAUCCAGGCUCAGUUUGGCGGGCUGGCCCAGCUGAGUCCCCAGGAGCGGCUGAGCCGGGAGACGGCCCUGCAGCAGAAGCAGGUGUCCCUGGAGGCCUGGCUGCAGCGCGAGGCCCAGACGCUACAGCAGUACCGCGUGGAGCUGGCCGAGAAGCACCAGAAGACCCUGCAGCUGCUGCGGAAGCAGCAGACCAUCAUUCUGGACGAUGAGCUGAUCCAGUGGAAGCGGCGGCAACAGCUGGCCGGGAACGGAGGGCCCCCCGAGGGCAGCCUGGACGUGCUGCAGUCCUGGUGUGAGAAGUUGGCCGAGAUCAUCUGGCAGAACCGGCAGCAGAUCCGCAGGGCUGAGCACCUCUGUCAGCAGCUGCCCAUCGCCGGCCCAGUGGAGGAGAUGCUGGCUGAGGUCAAUGCCACCAUCACAGACAUCAUCUCAGCCCUGGUGACCAGCACAUUCAUCAUUGAGAAGCAGCCCCCUCAGGUCCUGAAGACCCAGACCAAGUUUGCAGCGACGGUGCGCCUGCUGGUGGGCGGGAAGCUGAACGUGCACAUGAACCCCCCCCAGGUGAAGGCCACCAUCAUCAGUGAGCAGCAGGCCAAAUCGCUGCUCAAGAAUGAGAACACCCGCAAUGACUACAGUGGCGAGAUCCUGAACAACUGCUGUGUGAUGGAGUAUCACCAGGCCACCGGCACCCUCAGCGCGCACUUCCGGAACAUGUCCCUGAAACGAAUUAAGAGGUCAGACCGUCGUGGAGCAGAGUCAGUGACAGAAGAAAAAUUUACAAUCCUGUUUGAAUCACAGUUCAGUGUUGGUGGAAAUGAGCUGGUUUUUCAAGUCAAGACCCUGUCCCUCCCGGUGGUGGUGAUCGUCCAUGGUAGCCAGGACAACAAUGCGACGGCCACUGUUCUCUGGGACAAUGCUUUUGCAGAGCCUGUGAGUCGACUCCCUGGGCCUGUGGGUCUCAAGAUUUUGAUGCUGGUGUCAUGAAUCUCUUUCAUGUGU
This is a messenger RNA of Leptonychotes weddellii (Weddell seal), 1551 nucleotides long. The record is from RefSeq and is a predicted model, not a curated record. NCBI's taxonomy places the organism in Eukaryota, Metazoa, Chordata, Mammalia, Carnivora, Phocidae.